Molecule: messenger RNA, 1695 nt
Organism: Lentinula edodes (shiitake mushroom)
Lineage: Eukaryota; Fungi; Basidiomycota; Agaricomycetes; Agaricales; Omphalotaceae
Exons: 7
Coding region: 1-1695 (564 amino acids)
Source: RefSeq, a predicted model, not a curated record
AUGUUCGUUCAAGGGCAGCUCGUCUUAGUGAGAGAUGGGCAACAUCCACUCUGGCCCGCAAUUGUGAAAAGAAUCGCAUCAGAUGGUCAAGUCUCAGCGGAAAUCAUCUGGGGUAAAGAUAAUUAUGAGUAUACUUUCGCGCCAACUAGAGAUAAUCUCAAGACGUUAACGGAGGAAAAGAUCGAGAAAAUGCUUAAGGCUAAGGCCACGACGAACAAGGCCCGCGACAAAAAACGUGACCUCAUCACAGCUAGGAAAUAUCUUCAUGAAACAAGUGGUACAGUUAACGCUACUGGAGAGGUAAAGGCCAGCCUCAAGGUGAAUACGAAAGUCAACGGCGGUGGAGAUAUCGAAGCAGACGGUUUCAAGUAUACCAAAGGGGUAGAUGAAGCCAACAGUUACGAACUCAAAAAUGUUGCUACUGGCCUUUCGAAGAAGGGCCGUACUGAGCUCUCUACUGGUCACGCGGCCCAGUCGAAUGUAGGUAGGGUCGUAGAAGAGAACGGUCACAGACAAGAAGAUAUUGUCACUGGCAUUUCGACGAAGGGCGGUACUGAGCUCUCCACUGUUCAUGCGACCAAGUUGGAUGCGGGUAGGGACAACAAUGAUAUAUCUCCGGUCGUAGAAGAGGCCAACAGCCACGGACUCGAAGAUAUUGCCACUGGCCUUUCGACGAAGGGCCGUGCUGACCUCUCCACUACUCACGCGGGCCAGUCAAAUGUAGGUAGGGUCGUAGAAGAGAACGGUCAUGAACUCGAAGAUGUUGUCACUGGCUUUUCGACGAAGGGCGGUACUGAGCUUUCCACUGUUCGUGCGUCCGAGUUGGAUGCGGGCAGGGACAACAAUGAUAUAUCUCCGGUCGUAGAAGAGGCCAACAGCCAUGGACUCGAAGAUAUUGCCACUGGCCUUUCGACGAAGGGCCGUGCUGACCUCUCCACUACUCACGCGGGCCAGUCAAAUGUAGGUAGGGUCGUAGAAGAGAACGGUCAUGAACUCGAAGAUGUUGUCACUGGCCUUUCGACGAAGGGCGGUACUGAGCUCUCCACUGUUCGUGCGACCGAGUUGGAUGCGGGUAGGGACAACAAUAAUGUUUCUCUGAUCCGACCCCCUCUAUCUCAAAUCGCAGAGAAUUCUCGCGGUUUAUCUGAUUCCGAUCUUCGAAAUGACCCCGCGCAAAAGAAUAAACGGCGCAAGCUCGAAUCAAGAGUCAAAGAUGAACCUGUAAUCGAGCUCCAUCGCGCCACCCGGAGGUGUAAUGCGCCUAGAGAAAUCGAACCGCCAUUACAAAGAUACAAAUCGACACCAGAACUUGAUCUCUCGAUACCACAUGUCAAGUUUUUCUACGAUGAAAUCAAGCAACGAGGAGAUCUAGCUGAAUUCCUGAGAUGCCGGACUUACGAUUCUCACAAUCAAUCACUGGAGGAGGCCCUAGUUGUCGACAGAUUUUUAAUGGAAGUCGUUCGACGCACGGAGGAGGUGUUAUACCUGGGCCGCAAAAUUCAUGCUGAUGAACGCAAUAUUCUAAUCGGACACUCCUCAAGUUGGGUGUUCAGGGCAAGGGAGCGCCUCAGCACUGAAAACGGAGGAAACAAAUCAGCCCCUGGAACGAGAAGGAAACGGCGUGACAUAGGAAUCAGAAGGAUUGGGGAGGAAAAGGACACGGAAUAUGACAACGAGGAUGUCAAUCAAUCCUAG